Messenger RNA from Macaca mulatta (Rhesus monkey), 5063 nucleotides. The record is from RefSeq and is a predicted model, not a curated record. NCBI's taxonomy places the organism in Eukaryota, Metazoa, Chordata, Mammalia, Primates, Cercopithecidae.
CCGGGCUGCAGCCGGCAGCCCACGUCCAGGGAGGGCGGAGGGAGGAGGAGAGGCGCGGAGAGGAGGGAGGGGAGAGGGGAGGGAGGAAGACGAGAGAAAGGGAGCUGCUUCCAUCCCGGACUUCCCAGAGCCUGCCUGGAGCGCGCACUCAGCGGCUCUCGGGUCCCAGCGUCCCAGCCGCCGCCCGCGCCUCUCCGCCCCGCUCCUCCUCCUCUUCCUCCUCCUCCUCUUCCUCCUCCUCCUCUCUAGGCACCCCCGUCCCCUCCUUCCAGCGGCUGCAGCCCCCAGCCCCAACUCUCUGCGCUUACUCCUGGGACGCGCGUUCUCGCCCCAUCCUUUGCUUCCUUCCUUCCUUCUUCCUUCCUCCCCUGGCUCCCGCCCUCCCUAUCCAGGUCGCCCUCCCGGGGCCCGAUUGUCUCGGUGCCCAGCUCUCGGCCCGCGCCCUGCCCCGUCUCUCCCUCGUACUUCCUGAGUCGCCCGCCGCUGCCGUCGCAGUCUCGCCGCGGGAGCCCCAGCCCGACAGCCACUGCCCCGGCUCCAGCUCCAGCCCCGCAGCCCGCGGCGCCCGCCCGAGGGAGCCCCGGCGCCCGGGGAAGGCUACAGUGGGCGAGCGCGCCCUCGCCCAGCCCCGCGCCCCAGCCCUGCCCGGCCCGGCGAGGAAGGACCGGGAAGAUGAACAACGGCGGCAAAGCCGAGAAGGAGAACACCCCGAGCGAGGCCAACCUUCAGGAGGAGGAGGUCCGGACCCUAUUUGUUAGUGGCCUUCCUCUGGAUAUCAAACCUCGGGAGCUCUAUCUGCUUUUCAGACCAUUUAAGGGCUAUGAGGGUUCUCUUAUAAAGCUCACAUCUAAACAGCCUGUAGGUUUUGUCAGUUUUGACAGUCGCUCAGAAGCAGAAGCUGCAAAGAAUGCUUUGAAUGGCAUCCGCUUCGAUCCUGAAAUUCCGCAAACACUACGACUAGAGUUUGCUAAGGCAAACACGAAGAUGGCCAAGAACAAACUCGUAGGGACUCCAAACCCCAGUACUCCUCUGCCCAACACUGUACCUCAGUUCAUUGCCAGAGAGCCAUAUGAGCUCACAGUGCCUGCACUUUACCCCAGUAGCCCUGAAGUGUGGGCCCCGUACCCUCUGUACCCAGCGGAGUUAGCGCCUGCUCUACCUCCUCCUGCUUUCACCUAUCCCGCUUCACUGCAUGCCCAGCUCUGUGAAGGUCAGACUGUGAGAAGCCACCCCUCUAGCGCUCCGUCUCCUGAUAGUGCCAGCCUGGCCUGGUUUCCUGUUUGGUGAGGCUUUCUAGGAGCACCUGGCUUAGCUCUCACAGGAGGAGGGGAGGAGGGGGAGGCCAGGCCUCAUGCUCACAGCCCCAGCCUCCUGUGAGAGUGGGCUGGGUCUCCUUUCCCAGGCCCUUCCUGGGGCGAUUUCUAUGCCUGCCUCCUGAUGCAGGGCCUGUGCUCUGAGCUGUGCCUUUCAGGAGAGCUCUGCGGGGCUUCAUUUCCUUUCUCAGCUCGUGGCAGGAAUGUAGGGUCGAAAGGACAGGCUCUGGAACUCCCUGGCCAGACACGAGCUCUGCCAUUUACACGCUGUGCGACCUCAGUUGAGCAAAUUUCUUAACUUCUCUGGGCUUCAGGAAAAGGGCCAAUAAUCCUUCAUGUAAACACUUAAGAGAGUGCCCGGCAUAUUAGAAGGGCUUCAUAAAUGUUUGCUUUAAAGGUAGCCCUUCCCAGGGAUCUUUUAAGGGGCACUUGAAUUUUCAGUAAGGAGAAGGAAGCCCAGACUAAGCCUUAGCUACCCACAAGGCAGUGACAGUUAAGACAGGAUGGUCAGCACAUGUGGAUGAUGCCAACGGGGGCUGCAGAGGCCUCACAGCUGGAGCCAAAUGGAAGACUGGAAAGCAUGAAGGAAUGACGGGAGUAAGAUGAGGCAUUGCAGUGGGAGCGCCACCCACAGCACCGACUGACAGCACCUGCCCUGCUCCUGGCAGUGUGAUCUCCACAGCUUUUGCCAGCACUGGGAGAGCUUAUCCCCAAGAAGGGCCUCCCCAAACCAGGCCGGACACGGCCACCAGCACACCCUUCUGACAGGAAAUACAUCCGGGGUGGAGGGGGCUGGGCAGCUGAAACCCCAGAGACGGAAUGGCCCUUGCCCUCGCAAGUUACUUUACACAAACCCGCUGUCCCUGACCUUUCCAGCUGUGGCCUUAUCUUACUUUCCUAUCGGAGAAACUGGAGAAAGAACCACAGGUCACCCAGCCCAUUCCUCCCUGGACUUUCUGGCACUUUCUUCCCACAGUCCUUUUGCUAGGAUUCUCCUUGGCCUCAUUUCCAGGCAAUUGAGUUACAUCUUGUACUUGGGGAGAUUGUUCUCUUCACAGUUCUGCCAUGAAAGCCGAGAAUCCACCCCCGGCCAGGCAGAUGCUCUCUCCCUGGUGACCCUCUCCGCCUCUUCCCUCAUUUGCAGUGAGACAGACAUCAGCAUUUUGUCCUCCACCCCAGCUGGCCUCUUUAGAAGCAGUCCUCCAAAAGCAUCCAUCCAGGGUGUUAGGGAGAGGUGUGCUUUUGUCCAGAGCUGCUGCGACUGAGGCCCAGGCCUCUUCAUGUUGGGCAGUUUUAGAAGGAAAUGCUGUUCAGAAACCAGAGUCAGUCCCCUAGUAUAUGGCUGUGUGACUUUGGCCAGGGUCACUCACCCCAAGGAGACUUCCCUAGAAAUCACAGUAUUAAUCAGGAUGGGCAGAACAUCUCAACAUGGGCCGCCUCCUGACUGGGGGCAGCAUUGCUCUCCAUUACUCCAGUACUCUCCGUUACUCCAGUACUCUCCAUUUGGUACACUGUUUUCCAGGUUUCUAGGUGUGUUCCAUGUUGUCCUUUGCAGAAGGUUAAACUCCCCAGAUCCUGCACACCUCCUCCCCUGUCUUUAUUAGCAGUAAGAGCCCAACCCUGAGUCCCAACAAGUUGCACCUGGAAGUGCCGUCUGCACUCGGCUGUUCCCUGGGAUUAACAGCCGUGUGGCCCAACUGUCACAGUCAGGUGUUGCUGAGGGCCUGGCACCUAACUGGGACUCAGUUUUUUAAAUCAAACCAGAUUUUAAUGACAGUUUCUACCCACUCUACUAAAUUUGGGAUUCUAGGCAAGUUGGUUUUAACUGCACUGAGACUUAGUUUCAUCAUCUAUAAAUGGGAAGAAUGAACAUCUCCAUGGGUUUAUUUUGCAGGAAACAGUAACAUGUUUGGCUUAAAGUCAUAGUUAUGAUUAAAAUAGCUCUUCCAAUGCCUUCCGUUUGUCAGGAUUUGAUCUGGUGUGGCCCAGAGGCUCCUGAGCCCUCCCUGUAAGCUUGAGAAGCACUUAGGACACAGGGACUCCUGACCAGGACCCCGAUAAGAGAAACCUAAGGGCCCGGGGUUUUUACUUUGGUAAAGAAGAGAAGCACUGGAGCCAGGGCAAGAAUGGUCCGUGGCUGUGGCGUAUACCGAGACGAGGCUCUCUGGUUGGGUCAGCUGGCUGUGUACCCAAGGUUUUUGUCUUCCUUCUAUAGGCAUAGGUACCUGGAUGCCAUCCGGAAAGUAUGUGAACUCUAACUGCUUUGGAAACAAAACCAGGGCUGCAGAGAAACUUUGGAAUUAUAAAAUGUAGCCUUCAUAAAAGGGGAAAGUGAACUUUUCUGUGAAGAAAACCAAUUGUGACAGUAGGGGAAAAGGAAAAUCAACUCCAAAUGGAAUCAUGUUUUAUUCAGGAUUUGUGCUGCCGGUGGGGAAGGCCAGACCCAGCGACAGGAUGGCAAAGUGGGGCGCCCCAACUUCAAGCUUUGUGCGUUCUGCCACGAAGUUCUAUGCGCUUCACUGAGCUCAGCUCCUGGGGACCUCUAAUGGCCCUUGAUAGCAAACAUAGUUAAAAAUUAACAGACUGACAGAAUUAAAUAUGGAUGACAAGCAACCACUGUGGACUUAACCUGACACAGGGUGUUACACGCUUGGGUGCCUUUAACCCAAGUGGCAUCUCAAGUGAACUUCUGAGAUGUCUGGGCACAUUUCACAUGCCUGUUUGGAAGCAGAGCCUAGCUUGUGCUUAGGACAGACAGGAAAAGAGUCUAAGAGCCCAGGAGAGAAAAUUCUCCCUGGAGGCUUUUGUUUAAUUAAACCCGGCUUUGAUCGGGCUUACCAGGAUGUACUGCGAGUCCUAGGACCUUGUCCUUGUGGUCUAGACCUUGUCCCUGCCUGGGCUCGGACCUCAGUAGCACCUGCCAUCAUGACUGGAAGAUCCUGCAAGGGCACAGGCCAGCGGGGAGCAUGGCCUCCUCCAGCCAGGACUUUGUUGCUCACCUCUUUCCAGCUGUUGAGGCAGGUGAGAUGGCAGCCUUAGCCAAGGACCAAGUCAUACAAAUCUUGACAUUCUGCCUAGAUCAUAGCGACUUAAUUGCCCUAGGCAAGGAGUAUUAGGUGCCAGACAGGUAGUGAAGAAUGCUCAUGGCAUUUUCAUGCCUCUGAGUCUGCUGAGAAAGAGUAUAGGCUGCCGAUUCUGGGGGCUGGGAGAGGAGGAGUGGUUCCUUUACAAGAGGGCCUGAUUUCAUGCAGCAGCGAAAUUCCUAAAAAGUGUUCUUCCAGUUUUGGUGAGUGCUUUACUAGAAAUAGAGGUGAGGGUUGCCAUUAUCUUGCAGUCAGCCCUGUGAGAUAAGGAAGACAAUCUUUUUGUAUUGCACAUCAUCCCUCUAGCCUGGUCGAUGAGUUUGGAGUUUGUUGGACCAGCUUAUGCUGGGCUUGGCGGCCUCUCUUCGCCUGGCAUCCUCUGACAGAGCUUGCUGUCACGGCCUAACGUGCUUUAUUUGGUGGUGCCACCCAAAAGUGGGUCCUGAGGUCUGGAGUGGGCGGGGCGGAGUUGAUGGCAGUUAGUCACUGUGUGAGUGGUUCCCUGCAGUUGCUCCGUGUUGGGAACGAGCCCUCCAGGGGACUUCAGGGCUCCAUUCUGGGGAGAGUCAUGGAAACCUGCCUGAGAAUAUCCAUGUCUUCAAAACAUUAACCCAUUAGUUUGAGAUAACAUUCCUGUCGUGUACAUAAAACAACUUCUUCAAGCUAC